Saccostrea cuccullata (small rock oyster) is the source of this 2411-nucleotide messenger RNA. RefSeq names its product pre-B-cell leukemia transcription factor 1-like. Gene Ontology annotation, cellular component: nucleus. Gene Ontology annotation, biological process: animal organ morphogenesis; regulation of transcription by RNA polymerase II; neuron development. NCBI's taxonomy places the organism in Eukaryota, Metazoa, Mollusca, Bivalvia, Ostreida, Ostreidae. The transcript has 10 exons. Bases 242 to 1519 code for a protein of 425 amino acids. The record is from RefSeq and is a predicted model, not a curated record. Gene Ontology annotation, molecular function: DNA-binding transcription factor activity, RNA polymerase II-specific; RNA polymerase II cis-regulatory region sequence-specific DNA binding.
UACGAAAAAGAAUCUGGUUAGUUUCACGCUUGUGUAGCCGCCAUUUCUAUUUAGAGGCAUUUUGACUGGCAUUGAUGUACCACCCCAAUAAUCCUCCGAUGUAGCGGAAUUUGUGUAAUCAGUGUAUGUGUAUUGUGCAAACUUGCUAAUGAGGAUCUUUAACAUUAGGUGAUCAGUUUUAUUUUAUAUGCAGAGAGCAUACUCUUAGUGUGAAUAUACGUUCAGAACAACAGUGAAAAAUAUGGAAGACGGACAAAGAAUGUAUUCACAACAAGGGGGACUGACUAACAUGUCUGGGAACGUGCUGCCCCAGUACAAUAUGGGACAGGACGAACCGUCCGAUCAGAGAAAACAGGAGAUUGGGGAUAUCCUCCAACAAAUUAUGACAAUUACAGACCAAAGUUUGGACGAAGCCCAAGCAAGGUGCCGGAAGCACACAUUGAAUUGUCAUCGAAUGAAACCAGCAUUAUUUAGUGUAUUGUGUGAAAUCAAAGAAAAGACGGUGCUUAGUAUAAGAAAUUCACAAGAAGAAGAGCCUCCAGACCCUCAGCUGAUGCGAUUGGACAACAUGUUAAUCGCUGAAGGUGUGGCAGGCCCAGAGAAAGGCGGAGGGUCGUCUGCCGCCGCGAACGCCACAGCUGCCGCUUCUGGGGGUCAGCCCGACAGUGCCAUAGAACACUCCGACUACCGUGCCAAACUGGCCCAGAUCAGACAAAUUUAUCACACAGAACUAGAGAAAUAUGAACAGAGCGAUGGUUCAGAAAUCAAAAACUCGGACUAUGAAGCUAAACUGGCCCAGAUUCGACAAGUCUACCAAACGGAAUAUGGGAAAUAUGAACAGGCAUGUAGUGAGUUCACAACUCAUGUUGUUAACCUACUGAGAGAGCAGAGCCGCACUCGUCCCAUAGCCCCCAAAGAAAUAGAGAGAAUGGUCACUAUUAUACGCAAGAAGUUUGCAGCCAUCGAGAUGCAGCUUAAACAAAGCACAUGCGAAGCAGUCAUGAUUUUGAGAUCUAGAUUCCUUGAUGCAAGGAGGAAGAGGCGAAACUUCAGCAAACAAGCCACAGAACUGCUGAACGAGUACUUCUACUCCCACCUCAGUAACCCCUACCCCAGCGAGGAGGCCAAGGAGGAGCUGGCCCGUAAAUGUGGAAUCACAGUCUCACAGGUUUCUAAUUGGUUUGGUAACAAAAGAAUUCGAUACAAGAAGAACAUAAAUAAGGCACAAGAGGAAGCCAACAUGUACGCGGCCAAAACGGCAGCCGCGGCUGCUGCUAACAUUGGCCCUGAGGGAGGAGCGGCCGGUUACAAUGUGGGCGGGGGACAGGCAGGGAUGUACAUGAACCUUAACGGCGGUGACAACUACCAGAGUAGUGAUAAUUCGGUAGGAGACAAUGUCCAAAAUCAGGUGAAUGCAUUGAGGCAUGUCAUUUCACAGUCUGGUGGUUAUAGUAGCGACAGCAUGCACAGUACGCCAGCCUCCAUGUAUGAACAACAUAUGAACCAACAGCUACAGUGAAGCCCAAGGCUCUUGUUCUAGGAGAUGCCGGCCAUGAAAUCUCAUCAUAAAUUUGUAGUUGCCUUGAUUACAGUGUUAAAAGUCGAAUCUCACUGGAAUUUUGUGUGCCAUGGAAACGAGCUUCUUAAAAAAAGCUCAUUAUAUCCAAAUCAAUAUACUUUCCCCAAGAAGAAUCUUGUUCUAUCUCCAAAGAAAAAAAAAAUGAAAAUAAUUAAAAACACAGAAUGAGAACCCCAAACCAGGGUAAACUUUCUGUUUAGAUUGAAAGAGACGAGAAUAGAUUUUAGGGAAAUAGUGGUAUUUCACUUUCAUACAUUGAUCAGCAGGGACUUUUAUUAAAUGCUGAAAUUAUUUGUCAUAUCAAUCUUAGUGCUCUAUUAAAUAAAAACAAAAUUAAGACAAAUUUUGUAAAUUAUUCUUAUCACUGAACAUUGUAUGUACCAUUUUAUAUUUAAUUGUCAUUGUUAUCUUAAAGUUACAGUUCAACAAGAUGUUAAUCUCUCCAUUGUUGUUGUAUACUAGAAAUCAUUUAAAUGUGUGGUUGUAAAAAAUAUUUUUGAUUUAGAAAGACAUUUUUAUUUUGCGUUCCGCAUAUUUUUUUCUUUUUUUUUUUUGCUGUGAGGAAGUGCUAUGUUUUAAGUGUCAAUAUCAAAACACUUAUUAGAUCAAUUAUUAUUUUGUUGAUAAUCCCCAUUUUAAGCAUAAUUUUUAAGGCAAUCCUUUUUAAAAGGUUUGAUAGAAUCAAACUAUGAAAAAUAUUAAUCAAAUGUUGUCCAUAUCAUGAUGGAAAUCAUAUGAAAUAGAUUUUAGUCUUUGUCAUUGUAAAGGUACCAUGAUAUAUAUAAAAAAUUAUAUAUGUACAAUAUGCAUUAAAUAAAUGCUGACAUCCAAA